Messenger RNA from Metschnikowia bicuspidata var. bicuspidata NRRL YB-4993, 1719 nucleotides. RefSeq lists its product as uncharacterized. The transcript is spliced from 2 exons. NCBI's taxonomy places the organism in Eukaryota, Fungi, Ascomycota, Pichiomycetes, Serinales, Metschnikowiaceae. Bases 1 to 1719 code for a protein of 572 amino acids. Gene Ontology annotation, molecular function: protein heterodimerization activity. The record is from RefSeq and is a predicted model, not a curated record.
AUGCUGCGGCCACUCACCGUACCCACUACACCCCUACGAGGAGUAGUGCGAGUCGACGGGGAAUAUGCCAAUUACUCUGCACCUACCCAAACAUGGGUCAACACGGUUCCCCUUCUGCCGCCAGCACUUCCAGAAAUCCUGAGUCAAAUGUCACUGCGACGAACCAGUGCCAUGAGACAAAGAAUGACUCCACAUCGGCUGACCCAGUCAUCCCCAGCGCUGCGCGAGACCUCACGAAUACGAUCGGCCAUAUCCUCACGAAAGCACACUCCUACGCGUAAAAUCAGUGACCACUUAACCAUCAGGAGGCGGCGGCGCUCUUCUUCUGGAGUUCCCUAUGAGUCAGCGUUUUCAGGAACAUUAAAUAAAGACUUUUUGAGGCUAUUUUCUCGAACGCUUGUCAAGGAAAAGAAACAACUGAUCGAAGAGCCCGACGACCAGGUGUACAGAGCUUUGGACAAACAGUACAUGAUUGCCUCGGUAAGUCCGCAGGGUCCCGUCCGAGACUUUGAUUUGUCUUUGCCCUUGCCCCUCUCGGAUGGUGAAAUGGACUCUUGCGAAGAAAUCCCAUCACCGGUGCACUCACAUGAGAAAGAUCCCAAAAUCAUCCCCGAGAAUUCGAAGCCGGUCUUCAAGAGUUACCUCGAGCAGAUUUUAGAAAGUCGUCUGAAGAAGCCAAUGCAGAAAUUCGAUUUGAUGUUUGACAAAGAGUCUUCGGAAGAAGCAGCUCGUCCAGACAAAUUGAAGAACAUGAUCAACACAUCCAAAUUUAUUAUUGAAAACACUUUGUCUGGUCUCCCCGAAGCAAGUUUUGACACGCACCCAAUGGAGUCGUUUAUGAAACUAGCAGAACCUGUAGCGUUCGGCCUCCUUCACGAUGAUGCGUCAUCCAAUGAAUCCAGCGAAAAGGAAAACCUGACAUCAAACAUGGAAGGACCUUUCCGCUCCAUUCGACUGCCACAGAUAGGUCUUGGAAAUAAGACCCCGGAAAGUUAUGAUAUAAAAUUUGACAAUAUUGAUCAAUUGGAUGUACCCAGUUGGGAUCCUGUGCCCAUUUACAACGAUUCUGACACCCUGCACUUGAGCAUUGCAAAUGUUAAUGCCUCUGAUCCAGAUUCUGAGCUGUCACACACAGAGAUAGUCCUGGGUCACUAUACAGUUGAUAACAAUGAUAUAAUUACCGAUCAACCAUCGUUUGACGCUGUAAAUUCUGAUUUUGCGAGCCAUGUGACACCAUCACCUCAUACUAGUCCUAUUCGGAUACAAGCCAUGAAUUCGAGGUCGAAUCUGUCCCGAAACUUGAACUUACCCAAAAAUUUAGUGAAAGGAUUGGUUUCUGUUGCACAGCACCUUCCGCUGAAAGCUUUAUCCAGAAGUCCUCCGCGAAAGAAACAGAAGUUACGAAGAGUAAAACCAGAUGUAAUUAACUUACUAUCCCAGAAAUCAAAUGAAUUCUUACUGCACGUGAUGCAAGAUUUGACGGAUUAUGCAGUUCACAGAAGCUCUGAUCAAAUUAAUAUAUCAGAUGCUCUUUUGUUUGUGAAUCGCAUUAAUUCACGUCAUAAACUUUUAGGAGAAGAGAUUGAGUUCCCGAAGUUGGCCCAAAAUGUGUUUCCUCUUGAGCUGUUGAUGUCCCUAGAUAACAGUCUUCAGGAGUCCGUCGAAACUACCUUACGUAAACGGUCGAAAAAUCCCGAAAAUCUGACGCCCAAAGAGUGA